UUUGACUCACGGGCAUUGACAGAAAAUUUAUUUCUUAUGGCGCUGCCUAGACGUAUAGCCAAAGAGACACAACGGUUGUUACAGGAUCCAGUUCCGGGUAUCAGUGCAAUUCCAGAUGAGGCUAAUGCUCGAUACUUUCAUGUUAUUAUUGCAGGACCAGAUUCGAGUCCUUUUGCAGGUGGUGUUUUCAAAUUGGAACUGUUUUUACCAGAAGAAUAUCCUAUGGCCGCUCCCAAAGUGCGCUUCAUGACAAAGAUUUAUCAUCCAAAUAUUGACAAGCUUGGCCGGAUUUGUCUCGACAUUCUUAAAGACAAAUGGUCACCAGCUUUGCAAAUUCGUACUGUUCUCCUUUCUAUACAAGCUUUGCUUUCAGCACCAAAUCCUGAUGAUCCGCUAGCUGCCGAUGUUGCCGAGCAAUGGAAAAACAAUGAAGUAGAGGCUAUUCACACAGCUCAGCAAUGGACAAAACUUUAUGCAAAUGGAAGUAAUUAA
This is a messenger RNA of Meloidogyne enterolobii, 492 nucleotides long. The record is from the annotation of a GenBank genome assembly. NCBI's taxonomy places the organism in Eukaryota, Metazoa, Nematoda, Chromadorea, Rhabditida, Meloidogynidae.